AUGAAAGACAUCUGGAGUCUUCACGAGGCCGACCUAGUUCCUGUGCUUGGAAUCUGUUUGGGCUUCCAGAGCCUCUGUCUGCACCACGGGGUCCCCAUCAAGCGGCUUCCAUACCCGCUCCAUGGGCAAGUCCAUCAGAUAGCCACCAGCUCUAGAGAUCUGUUUGAUCAGAUCCCCCGCAUUGAGGUGACACUAUAUCAUUCUCUAUAUGCUAAUGUCGAAAUGUCGGGAUUCGCUCCAGAGUCACAAGUAAAUGAACUGGAUUUCUUGGCUUGGCUUUCACUCGGCGAUUCAGACAGAAGUACCCAAAUUCCGAUGGCAGUCAAGCAUCAAUCCAAGCCAUUCUGGGGUGUGCAGUUUCACCCUGAAUCUUGCAAGUCCGAAACUCAAGCCUGCAAGAAGCUCCUUCAGAAUUGGUGGAGAAUGGCACUUGCGUUCAACAAAGUAGCUGGGCGAGAGGGGUAUGGCUCGUCGCCAGAGGCUAUCAUUAGCCCUCAAGCUGAUACAAGCUCUUUCCCGACUAUUGCUUAUGAGAUGCAUCGGUGGACUUCUUCAACUUCGAAACGCUCAGCUUAUCGCUCGUUCGGCUGGAGACCAGAUGGCGCGGAAACUAUCAGCGAACUCUUUAACAGGCCAGGGGCACCUACUGUGCUUUUUAAUUCAGAAGGCCGAUUCACCACUAUUUCCAUUCCGAGCUCCGGCUCUUGGAGACUAGAGUACAGUGUGAAGCUGCAGAAAGUGAGCCUUUAUCAGUUGGGUGGUGAUCAUCGUGUUGUUGAAGAAAAGAUCACUGUGGGUCAACUCUGGGAUGCUUUGCGAUACCUGAUGGAUAUGAAGAAAGUUACCCAUGGCAGCGACCAGAGCCCCUUCUGGGGUGGCUUCCUGGGCUACUUUUCAUACGAACUUAGCCUCUCUGGUCUUCCGCAUUCAAACCAAUCAUCAUCCUUUGGUGGAUCGACCUCGCCGGAUGGCUCGUCUAAUAAAAUCUCUCUGGAAGACCCCCCCCGAUGUCAGCUUGCUUUGUCGACGUGCGGGCAGGACGAUUCUGCCAGCGGAUGGCUUGACCAAGCAUCAGAGCUAAUUCAAAGGGAUCAGCACGAGUCGGAAACCGAAGGGGCUGACUCGGACUUCAUGAAUCCGAUUCUUCAUCAGGCUGUCUUCUCAUUCCCUCAGGAGGCAGAUUAUAAGAAUAGAAUCGCAGCCUGUAAGGCUGAGCUCGAGGCGGGCGAGUCCUAUGAGCUAUGCCUGUCCUGCGAAACAACAAUCACUCUUCCAACUGCAUCGACCGAUUCAGGCAAGGCAUCUUUUCCCUGGAGUCUCUACAAACGCUUGAAGAAGUACAACCCAGCAAGAUUCAGCGCAUUCGCGAAUCUGGGCAACACAAAGAUCGUAAGCAGCAGCCCAGAGUGCUUCCUGAAUUGGGACCGCGAAGAUACUCUCGAGAUGAAACCCAUGAAGGGGACAGUGCGCAAGACACCAGACAUGACAUUAGAGAAGGCCAAGGAAAUCCUUGCUUCAACCAAGGAAAUGGCCGAGAACCUCAUGAUAGCAGAUCUUAUCCGACACGAUCUGUAUGGCAUCUGCGGGUCUGGCGGCGUCCAUGUUGAAAAGCUACUUGAAGUAGAAGACUACGGCCGAGUCUAUUCUAUGAUCACGCAUGUCAAGGGCAAAAUUCAUCCUGAAGCCCCAGGAUACUCUGUCCGUCACAUGCCUCAGCUCAAGUCCUCCAAUAUGGCGGUCCACGGUCUCACAACUCUCCAGCGCUGCUUGCCGCCUGGCUCCAUGACCGGUGCGCCCAAGGAGCGAUCCUGCAUGCAUCUCCAAACCAUUGAGAACCGAAAACGCGGCAUCUACUCUGGUGUCAUGGGUUACCUCGAUCUUGGAGGUGGUGGAAGCUUCUCGGUCAUGAUCCGUAUGGCUUUUACCCACAGCUCAACUGCCGACCAGGAUACCCAGCAGGUAUGGCGCAUUGGAGCCGGUGGUGCUAUCACUACCUUGAGCACAGCUGAAGGUGAAUGGCAGGAAAUGCUGACCAAACUGCGUACUGUGGACACUAUCUUUGCUCCAUUUGACGUCUCUGGCGAGUCUCGUUGA
Molecule: messenger RNA, 2094 nt
Organism: Penicillium chermesinum
Lineage: Eukaryota; Fungi; Ascomycota; Eurotiomycetes; Eurotiales; Aspergillaceae
Gene: pabA
Product: aminodeoxychorismate synthase pabA
Exons: 2
Coding region: 1-2094 (697 amino acids)
Biological process (GO): L-tryptophan biosynthetic process
Source: RefSeq, a predicted model, not a curated record